This is a messenger RNA of Pezoporus flaviventris, 198 nucleotides long. RefSeq lists its product as uncharacterized. The transcript is spliced from 3 exons. Lineage: Eukaryota; Metazoa; Chordata; Aves; Psittaciformes; Psittacidae. The record is from RefSeq and is a predicted model, not a curated record.
AUGCACCAGUUCCACACCAAUUACCCACCACCCCGUGUCCCCCAUAGCCCCACACAAAACCCUGUCCCCCACAGCACCCCAUAGCCCCCUGUCCCCCACAGCACCUCGCAGCCCCCUAACCCUGUCCCCCAUAGCACUUCGCAGCCCCCUGUCCCCCACAGCACUCCACAGAACCCCAUCCCCCACAGCACCCCAUAG